Molecule: messenger RNA, 8670 nt
Organism: Parnassius apollo (apollo)
Lineage: Eukaryota; Metazoa; Arthropoda; Insecta; Lepidoptera; Papilionidae
Source: the annotation of a GenBank genome assembly
AUGACCACAAUCGACGAACUUCUGCCUGAAUUAAUUCAAGAUGCUAAAGCUUUGGGCACCGUUAAGGAUGAAAAAACUCGUCUUUCUCUACACAGCAAGAUAAAGGCAUUAUGCGACGCUGCUCGUAAUAUCUGUUCACUGACUGGCGACGAAGAUAAAGAGCAUAUGCAAGAGCUCGCGUACAAAUACGCAAAAGCAUCCGACAAGCUCAUCUUUACUUUCGGUCGAGGAACGGUGGCUGACAAGGAAAAUGAGAUUUUAGAUUUAGCGAGGGAGGUCGGAGACAAGACGUCAAUGUUGCUAAUGAAGGCGCAUGAGCUUAUCAAGUUGGCCGACUCCGACGCGCGGGCUGAUGCGCUGGACGCGGCCGGAGUGCGCUGUGCUGACGCCUCCCAGCUGCUAAUGGCUUGUGCACAGUUAACAGCUUCUUCUAUUGACGAACCGCACUGCCAAAGUGCAAUGACCGCCGCUGCAGAAUCGCUGGCUUCAUCAGCUCAACAACUUGCUGCGACUUGGAAGCCACUAGUAGAAGAACCUGGUCAUAAGAUGUUCGAAGAAAGCCUUUUGACUCAUACAAUGGACCUAAUGAAGGCUUUGGAUAAGUUGAAAGAAUCUUAUGCCGAUUUAUCAGUUGAAGAAAAUGUAGCAGGAGAUGAUACGAACAAAAAAGAAAACGAACGUCUUAAGUUUAUCGCCACGAUGAGAAGUGCGGUAAAUAACAUUUCGGAUGCACAGAAAGACUUAGACAAGCCUUCAAUAACAACGGCCGAGGGUGAAAACACGAAAGAGUUGAAGCGUAUAAUGGGACAACGUCUGUCGUUGUUGAAUGCUUCGAUUGCAUCUCUAAUGCGUGCUACUGCUGAUCGGGAGCACCCUGAUUAUGAUACGGCCGAAGAAGCAAUGGCUAUUGUGGCUGAAUUGAUGCCGGAACUCGUUCGUGAUGUAAAAAUUAUAAAUGCUAUGAAGGACGAAAAGGCUGGACGUGCUUUGAUUAACGAUAUUCGAGCAUUAUGUGAGGCAACUCAAGACAUUUCUUUAGCAUCAGAACAAGGGUCUAUGCAAGAUGUAAACGAUGCUGCAUCAAAAUUCGCUAGAUACUCGUCGAAACUUUGCUACGCGUUUAUCCCGCAUGUUGAUCCCAAAAAGGAAAAUAUGAUCGUUGAUCUGUCAAAAAUUGCGUGUGAAAAGGCUUCCCAACUACUCACUCACGUGAACCAGCUUGUGGAUGAAGUUGGUGGGGAUGACGGCGAGCGAUUGGAUGUUUGUGGAGCUAAGCUUGUAGACGUUGUUCAAGCACUACUCACUGCUGCACAGAUAACAGCACCAUCUUUUGCUGACGCACGUUGUCAGUCCACGAUGUUAUCAGCGGCGGAUGAUGUAUCUUCUUUAUCAAAUGAGCUUGCGUAUACUUGGAGUCCUCUAGUUCGUGGUACGGAACGACAGUUGUUACAGCGUAAUCUGGACACUGGUCAUGCUGAGUUAGAAACUGCUCUGAACAAUUUAAGAGCUGCUUGCAAAAGUUAUGGAUCAAAAGAUAAAGAGAAAGAACGCCUUAAGUUUAUCAGAACAGUAUCACACACGAAAAACAAAAUGUUAGAUGCGGAAACGGAUUUACAAAGGCCGAUAAAGACUAUGGACGUUAAUAAUGUAGGAGAGUUGCAACGGAAGAUGGCACAGCGUCUUGCGCUGCUUAAUGCAGCAAUAGCGUCACUCGUGAAGGCCACAACGGUUUCAGAUGACGUUGACUACAGUGCUGCGGAGCAAUCCAUCAGUUCCAUUACGAAGUUGAUUCCGGGCGUGAUAGAAGAUACGAAGUUACUGAGCUCGUUGAAAGACGACAGGGCACAACGGGCAAUGCUGACCGAGCUGAAAAUUCUAUUUAACGCAACCAGUGAUAUAUGCAAGCAUACAGAACAAGGCAAUGCACAGGCUAUCAAUGAUAUGGCUUUGAAGUUUGCGGAAGCAUCUGGAAAACUGAGUUUAGUCUUUAAUCCGCAGCAUUCUGCGCAAAAGAAUGAUAUAGCAGAUUUGUCUAAAGCAGCAUACGAUAAAGCAUCAAAGAUGCUGGUAAAUGUGCAUCAGCUUUCGAAAUCUGUGGGAGGAAAAGACUGUAGUCAUUUGGACGAGUGCGGCGUUAAAAUGGGAAACGCUGCAAAAUCACUGUUUACUACUGCGCAAAUUUUAUCAUCAUCCAUAGGUGAUUCUAAUUGCAACACUACUUUAAUUUCCGCAAUCGACGAUCUCUCUGCAUCUUCCCAAGAAUUGACUUCAGCUUUGAGUCCAAUCAAGCAAAAUAUCAAAUGCAAAAACACUAUAGAUGAACUUGAAAUGGAACAAGGAAAACUGGACUCAAUGUUGAAUGAUUUGCGUGCAGCGUGUAAAGAAAUAAAUGCUAUUGAAAAUGAUCCUGAGCUGCAUACACAAGAUGUUAUAAAGCAGCAACAUACGUUACUCACUGAUAGUUCAACCGUCAAAAACGUUGCGCCUAAUAACAUUGAGAAAGAGUUACUGGAAGUAAAAGAUCUAUCCAAAAAGGUUAUCAAAACAGCAAGAGAAAUGUCAACAAAUGCAAGCGCGCUAGCUGAUUUAGUGGGAGGUACAGACCGUGACCAUCUACAUGAUUGCGGAGAGCGGAUGACCGAUGCUGCUCAAGUUUUGUACAAUACUGUAGCUAGAGUCAAUCAGUAUACUGAAGAAGUCUACGGUAAAUACAGUGUGUUAGCCGCAAUCGAUGCUGUCAGCGCUUCUUCGUUGGAACUGGGUGCUGCGUGGAGUCCAAUAGAAAGGAAUGCAGUACACAGUAAGAUUAUAGAGGAACUGGAACAAAAAGAAGUUGAAUUGGAUGAUGCUUUAAAAAAGAUGAGAGCAUCGAGCGAACAUAUGAUUGGUGUACAAGAUGAAGCGUAUGCAUCCGGCGAGAAGAUGAAACAGUGGUUGAAGCUAAUAAAAUCUAUGUCAGAUGUUAAAUGUACCUUGCAAAAGGCAUCGAGGGAGCUUGAUAAACCUGUGACUGUUAUGGAACACGCCGUGAAGUCACCGGAGCUGCAGCGUAACAUGGCCCCGUGCUUAGCUCAACUUAACUCCGCCACAGCUUCGUUGAUACGAUCUACCGUCGAUCAGGUGAAUCCAAACUACAACGAGGCGGAUAAAGCUAUCAGAAAAAUUGGUGAAUUGAUACCCGACAUUAUUCACAAUUCCAAUGCUUUAAGCGUGCCAAAGGAUGAUGUAACCAGGCAAAAUAUGGCUACCGCGCUUAAGGCUCUCUGUGAAGCUACAAGAGAAAUCUGCUUGGAAGCAGAAUUUGGCCACAUUAAAAACGCAUAUGAUCCAAUUUCUAAGUUUGCUGAUGCCUCGAGCAAAUUAUGCUACGUGUUUAACCCACGAGCCGACAUAAAGAGAGAGAAUUUGAUCGUCAAUUUAUCUAAAUCUAGCUGUAACAAGGCGUCAGUGCUCCUCUCGCAAGUGUAUCAACUCGCUGAGAGCACGGGAGGGGAAGAAGGUGCAGAGUUGGAUAAAAACGGAGCAAAAGUGGUUGAUGCAGCACAAUCAUUGCUUACUACUGCAGAGAUUAUAGCUUCAACCAUCGACGAUCCUCACUGUCAAGCCACACUUAUGUCUUCGACAGACGAAUUAACUUUCUUGUUACACCGGUUAGCAGAUUGUUGGUCAAUCUUGCUACAAGAUCCCAACAGAAAAAGUUUAAAGGACCAACUGAACAGUGAAAAGUCAGAACUUGAAAGUGCAAUCGACGAGCUGAGAGCAGCGUGCAAGGAUGCAGCUGAUGUAACGUUAAAGCCAACAAAGCCGGUAAAGCCACCACCUCCAAAAAGAACAUCUUUAAUAGAUGUGGGCCAAAAGUAUCUUCAAGACGAGAAACUAAAAUUAGCCAAAUCUGUGGAUGAAGCAAUUAGAAGCAUUGCGCAUACAGAAGACCAAAUCAGAGAGAUGUACGAUCAAAAAGGUGUUGAUACGUCUUUGGAAGCUGCACAAACUGCAUCUCAACAACUUGAACGUAAACUUGUCCUAGCUAGCGUGGCGGCGUCGCAUCUCGUCUUUUGUAAUGAUCCUGAGAAAAUGAACUAUAAAGCGGCUGACAAGUCCUUGAAGAGUUUGUCGGAACUUUUUCCGACGAUUGUCAAAGAUAUGCGGGUACUCGGCAAUUCACAUAAUCUUCGAGCGAAAUCAAUAUUAGACGAUACGCUCGUAUUAUGCGAGGCUACGAGAGCUUUGUGUGGCGCUGCUAAUGAUAAUAGAGAGAAGCUGAAUGAAAUCGCAGUCGAUUUUGCAAAUAAAUCCGCCAAGCUACUCUAUACUAUUGGAACUGACGUAGAUCCGGAACAAGAAAAAGAGGUGAUUUCCCGUGCGAGAGUGAUCGGAGACUGUGCGUCGCGGCUCACGAGCUGCGGCGCGGCGGGAGUUCACCUCGCGGAGGACUCGCGUGCGCAGCGGCUGUGCCUCUCCGCGAGCUGCUGUGCCAACGCAGCCAGCAACUUGCUCUACAUUGCUAAGCUUGUAGCACCUUCAAUCCAGUACCCGGAGAGUCAAAACAUUCUUUUAACGGCCGCUGACCAACUAUCAGGACAAGUGAAACAAUUUUUAUCUAUUUCGACUCCCCUGUCUUCCCAGCAAGAACAGUUAAAUUUUGUCAAAGAUUUUGAAACUGAAGGGGAGAAUCUGGAAAGGCUACUAAGUGAUCUAAUACAAGACGUGAAAAACGAAAAACUGGUAAAGAAAAGGAAAGAAGAGAUUUUAAUGAUUGAGGACUCUCCAAUACGACAAUUGGCUUCGAAAAUUCUACAAAAUUAUAAGACUUAUGUGGAAUAUCCUGACCUGCCCAUGGAAGAAAGAAGAAAUCAUGCUUACUAUGCAGAUAAGUUGACUGUCGCAAUAAAGGAACUGGAUGUUGCUAAUGCUCAUUGCCGGAAUUCUCCUCAGGAUGCAAACAUCCUUCGUAGAUUGGAAAACGCAACUCAGAACUUGCAGCAAACAUUGCUGCAGUGUCGUCGUGGACACGGGAAGGAGCAAAGUAACAUCGUCGAUUUAAUGGAUUUUGUUCAAGACGUUCUUUCAAAUAUUGAAAUGUUAUCAGAGACAAAGAAUGAAGCUAAUGGAGAACAUUGCAGAAAACAGUUACAGGACAUCAAGGAUGAAUGUGACAAGAUGUGGAAGCAUGCAAGAAAACUGACCAACCCUACUGAACCUCGCGGGGAAGGAAGUCUAACGGAUGACUUGGUGCUGAUUGAUGCUUUCGCUCAGGAUUGCAGUAAAGCUGCUUCACGUGUUUAUUCGUGUGCAAAGACUGUUCCUGAUGUACAGUCACGAAGGCAAUUGGAAAUUAAAACACACAGAUUGACUGACAGUGUGAAUAUAUUAAGGUUUGCAGUAAAAAGCGCUUUAGCGACAGCAGUCAGCGCUUCCCUGGAUGAAUGUCUGCAUGAUCUUACUGAACUAGAAAGCAGAAUCGAUAAUAUGUUACAGCCGACUGAAUCGUUACGUACGCCUCAAUUCAACAAGGAGGGUAGUUCGACUAUUGCGGCCUUAUGCUGCGUGGCUGCAUCUCCUCGCAGUUCAGCGACGACGCUGACGCCAGCUCUUAUUACAUACGUCACGGAAAUGCGGAUGCGGACGAAUCUGAACGAUCCACAGGAGAAACACAAGUUGGAAAAACAUCUUAAAAAGUUACUGAACUUGCUGAAGUCGCUGAUGAUGACAACGAGCAGGCGCACGGCUACCUGGCAGGAACAGGACGACGGUGAAGUGAUGACCAUCGGUAAUCAAAUAAUUCAGGAGUUGGAAAAUCAAGAAGAUGUUGGAAGUAAUAAAGAAAAGCAAGGAUAUAAAGUUAUAGAUAGUCUUGACGUAAGACGACUUCUUCUGCCACCUACAGACAAACAUUUAAAAGGCAAUAAAAAUGAACUCGGCACAAAAUUAUAUCAGACUGCUUCUAAAUUAAACUCGAUGAUGGGGACCAUAAUGUCCAGUAUCCAAACACCUGCCACGCUGUCCAAGAGUCUCCACGCCACUGCAAAUGCUGCAUUAGACCUGGCGAUAUUAGCUCGUGGUCUCCGGAACACUGAGAAUCGCUUACAGAGCAACCAGAUAGAAGAGUCAGCGAGAGAAAUGUGUUUUGCCACUUUCAACCUUUUAAAAGCAGCGGAGAAAGUUGCUGGUGAGCCGGAUCGUCCAAAUUCAAGAUGGCGACUUUUUGAUGCUUGCCGAUCUCUGAAUGACUCCAUAAAUAAAUUAAUUAGAGCUACAGAUUCUAGGCGAGAAGAUAACGAAGUGAUACGUAGUUUGCAGCUUCAGCUGAAUUUCCUCCAAAGUCUGCAGCCGACGUGUGCCUUGAACUAUGAGGAAUGCGUUGAAGCUUUGCAGAAUCAAAGUGAUGUCAUAUAUAAGCUUAAGAGUAGUCACGAAAUGUCCCAUGAAGAGGGCACAGCUACCCUCCAAUACAUUACGUCUACUGUUUGCAACACUUCGGAGUACGCGAUGCAGUGCGCCUAUCUAAUUUCAAUAUGCGAUAAGUACAAGAUUAUGGCCAAAGAUGGACUGUUUGAUGUAACAGGACUCCAAAAACUUAUGACGUCCAUACAAGAUAAUUGCGUAAGAAUAAUCUGCUUGGGAAACAUUAGCCAGGCUAAGGAUUUUGAAUCAGAAUUAAAAGAAAAAGGACGCCAACUACAAGAUGCAAUUAAUGAAUCAAAAGGAAAAAUUGAAGAUAUAACUGUUGAGAAGGAAAUUACUGAAAUAACUACCGGAAUAAAUACUGCUAUAGAGGAAUUUAAAAAAUUGGUACACGUACCUAAUACUAAUAUGACAACAAUAACCAGAAUUACACUCAAAAUUUUGGACAGUUUAGCCGCUCUUAGUGUCAUCAUCAAUCACCCAAGUCUAGUGCCGAAUGUAAAAGAAUUUUCAACGGACAGCCGCAGUGCAUGCGAAGAUGUAAUCAACAACUCCAGGGAGCUGCUAAAUAAAACUAUUUCAUUCGUGAAAGAAACGAAUCAUUCCUCCGCUGGGAUAAAAUCUUGGGCUACGUUCGACGCCAGCAGAACGUCUGUUCUUCAAGCAUUCGAUGCGCUGAUGAACAGCGUUAGGGAAAAUGGUCGCCGUGCUGGUCUACUCCAAUCAUCUCAAACUGAGGAAGAGGAAUCAGAAGAUCAAAAGAAGAAUUAUAUUGCAAUGCAAGUGGAUUUGGCAAAGAAUUGGCUGCAAAGUCCAACAUCAAAGGAAGAAGCGAAAUUGUCCGGAAUCGAAGGAGUUAAUAAUGUGGUUAAGAUCGCUAAUGAGAUGACUGAAGACCUGAAAGGCUUAGAGAAAGAUGAAAUGCGACAGGUGAUUGAUGAAGUAGAAAAGCUAGCAAAAGAAUGUUCGCUCAAACAUAAUAAAGAAAAGUCCAGUCUUUUAUUGGAGAGGUUAAUGGAGCUAAAGAAAAUGCUAGAACGAGUUGUUGUGACGAGGGUUGUCGAAGAUUUCCUUGAAGACGAUACUCCUCUGGGUGAUCUUGAACUGUUGGUAGAUGUUGAGAAAGACGAAGCGAAACGCAAAUACCUUCUAGAACAGAAGAUAGCCGAACUGUUAGCGCAGAUGAAUCGCAUCACGCGGACCGCACGUCUCGUCGCCGGCACAGGGUCGGCUCACGUUCAGAGCGAACUCACGCAACACACACAGCAGGUUGAACUUUUAGCGCCAUCUUUAGUGAAAGCUACACAGGAGAGAAUUAACUCGCCGCACCAUCAAGAAAUUAUCGAUAACUACAAAGCUGUAAUGGCUCAGUAUGCUGAGUCCAUCUCCAAGGUCCGCAUACUUUGCGAUCGCUCUCUUGAUCCUGUAGAUUUUGUGCAAGCUGCAGGUGAAACAAUGCAGCGUAUGCGUGACGAAUACUCCGGACAAGACGAUCCACUAAGAUCUGGUCAUGCAACUAACAUUAUUACCAGACUGGGGCAACGAGUGGUGGAUGUGGGGCUGAGCUCGCGGCGCGCGCUGCGCGAGCCCGAGCUGCGGCGCGCGCUGCAGCAGGCGCAGCGCCGCCUGCCACGCCUCUCCGUCACGCUCUCCGCUCCGCUGCACUGGACGGACCUCACCGCAGAGAUCUUGAGGAUAACUGGCGAAGUGGAGUCCGCUCUAUCCGGUGAAAAUAUCUUCCAAAAGCAACUAGAUUCGAAUCAGCCGAUAUUCGCAGCCGCUUUGGAUCUUCACGCUGCGGUACGAGAGUGGUCAGCCAGGGACAAUGAGAUAGUGGCGGUGGCUAAACGAAUGGCUGUGCUAAUGGCGCGCCUCUCCGACUAUAUGAAUCACGAUAAGAAACGAGAGGUGAUCGCCACGUCGAAAGCCAUAGUGAAAGCCUCAAGUGAAGUAGCGGCAUUGGCCAGGAAACUAGCGCUAGAGUGCACGGACGUGCGCAUCAGAAAUAACCUCCUGCAGGUAUGCGACAGGAUACCAACCAUCAGCGGCCAAUUGAAAAUGUUGACAACGGUAAAAGGAUCGUUUUUGGGACGGCAAGGCAACCAAGAAGAUAAAGAGGCGUUAAGCAUGCUGGUUGGUAACGCUCAGAAUUUGAUGCAAAGUAUUCAAGAGGUGGUGAGUGCGGCAGCGGGUGCGUCCGUCAAGAUAAUGUCGCAGCGUGCGCGCCCACGCAUAAGAUGGGUCAGGAAAAACUACUACGCUUAG